Molecule: messenger RNA, 3379 nt
Organism: Caenorhabditis auriculariae
Lineage: Eukaryota; Metazoa; Nematoda; Chromadorea; Rhabditida; Rhabditidae
Source: the annotation of a GenBank genome assembly
AUGGUGAGAAAAAAACUCAAAAAUAUUUUUUCGUUAAAACAUUUUAAAAAUAGAGUGAGGGAGAAAAAUUGGCAAGAUAAGGAAAAUGUAUCUUUACCACUUUUUUUGGGGGGGAUUUUAGUGAGCGAUAUUUCGAGUAUUUUUUGAAGUCCAUUGAAAAAAUCCAUCUUAAAAAUUUUUAUUUUGACCCAUUUCAGACCUAUUUUUUUAGACCACCUAGAGUCGAUGUAUGUGAAUAUUCUUCAAAACUUUAUUUUUUCCAGGAUCGAAAGAAAGUUAUCGAGCUGAUGAUCAAUGAACUGAAAGAACACGGAUACGAAGAAAGAUUGCCGAAAACCUGUGAAAAUCGCAUCAAAGACCUCAUGAAGAUCACCAAGGGUCUUAUCCAUAAAAUUGUGAAUCUGAAAAUAUAUUCCAUGAGGAAAAAUAAUAAAUUCAGGAGUCCACCACCAGCCAAAAGGACCAGGAAUACUUGCUUCGCUCGGCUCCCGAACAUAUCAAGUUAAUUUUGGGAAGACUCAUUCAAACUAGUGCGACUAAAAGAAGUUCCAGUGAAGAAAUUGACGAUACUCCGAGUGUUUGUUCAUUAAAAAAAUAAUAAAGAUUAAAAAAUGACUUUUCAGCCGAAGAAAGGCAAAAAAGACGACGAUCCUCCCUACGUCGAUAAGUGAGUUUGAAAUUAUGAUUUCCUGGUGUUCCUUGAAGAGGAAAGCCAUUUUCAAUAUUGACUUGCGCGUUUCGAAAGAUCAGAGCAUGGAUUUCAGAGCAGACUGAUUGAAAAUCACGGAAAAAAACAUUUUAAGGUCAAAAUCACCCCAAGAAGGAUCGCCAACGAGUGGAUCAAGACCUUAUGAUACAUUGAUUCGAAACGAAUCAACUAGACUGAAAGUGAGUAUCUUAUAAUGUUCUGAAUAUUCUUUGGAAAAAAAAAGAAUUUUCUCAAUUGUCGUAAAAUAAAAUGUGUCGCCGCAUACACGUGCGCACUGCGCAUAUCGGAUUUCCCGCGCAAAACGUAUUUUUUAGGUUAUUUGUAUUUUCAUUUUCUUUUUUUUUUGUCUAAUAUCUUUUCGCGACUUUUAGCAUUGUUUUUAAUAGUGAGCUGAACCAAAAUUUGUUUCAAAUGCGCUGGAUUUUGAAUAUGUCACAGUUUAAAGGGAAAAACUUUCCUAUGAAUUUCGGAAAAAAAUUUUUUUAUUCUUUUCGGCUUUCCAGUGGUUAUUUUACUCAUGCUUUGAAUUUCUGUUUGAAAUGAAUUUUUUCAGAUUUCCAAUUUUCUGAAAUCAAAUACCUCGGACAACGUUGAACCACGGGUUGGUUUUUUUUUAAAUGUUUGCUUCCAAAAUUUAAAACAAGCUGUGUUUUAUCGGAAGUUGAUUUUCAUCGUUUUUCAGCCUACAAUGAGGGUGGCGCCGCCAAUGACAGGCGAAGAAAAUCGAUUGCUCACCCAAAUUUUCCUGGAAAAUUAUGACCUUUACUACAGCACCAAUGGUGGACGCGGUAAAAGUGCUGGUAAAUCGGUUGGUUUGAAAAAUGAAAAAUAUUGUAUGCAAUAAAGUUUUUUUAGGACAGAAGACGAGUUUUGGAACAAAUCGUGGAGGAAUUGAGAGGGCGAGGAUUUGAAGAAAGAACGGAGAAAGCGGUGGAAAAUAGGAUCGCCGAUAAUAUGAGAAUGACGAGGAAGCUUAUCAGUAGGAUUGUGAGUCUUUUCUUGAGUUUGGAAUGGCUCAAAGUCUUGAGGCGCCUGUAAAUUGAGCCAUUCCAAAUGCGGUCAUUGAUUUUGGCUUUUUAGACUACUUGAGCAUAGGAACCUUGUGUUAACAAACUUGAAGUUAGGCGCAGAAAAAUAAAGAAAUGGGCCCCUCUGAAGUUAUCCUUCAGCUACUCUUUUGCCCAACCCUAUAGGGGCCACUGAAGCUUGCAAAAGAGGUCCCUAUAGGGAUAUGUUAGUCGAUAAUUGUUAUUAACUCAAAGUGAAGAAGCAUUUCCAUGGAAAAAAUCUAACCCUAAGCCCCUAUAGGGACCACUUUUUCGGCCCCCAUAAGCGUUGUUUUCCUCCCUAAUCCCUAUAGGGACCACUCUGAAAUUCUUAAGAACAUGUCAAAAAUGACAAUUUUCCAGGAAAAUGCGCCGAACUCCGUCGCAGCAGAGUGCAUCCUUAAGGCUGCCCCAGACCACCUGAAGCUCAUUUUGGGCAAAAUUGAGUCGAAUAUGCCGCAAGAAGCCGAGAAAGAGAAGUCACCCGAAGUGGAUAACGAGGAAGAAGAGGUUCAUUGUUGGAAAAUAGUAUUUUUAAGUGGAUUUUGUGAGCUUUUUAGUUGAGUUGAAGCUUCAAAAAUUCUCGGAUUUGUUUUUCAAAAAAUAACUGGUUCUUCAAACUAUAGUUAACUCUGUUUUUUUUUCUGACGAGGGAAGAUUUUUUGGUGGCCGGUUGAAACUUUGCUGAAAUGUACUAUAAGACCUCCUCUUUUGAGAACACGAAUAAAAUUUCUCGAAAUAAUUCUCGUUUUCGAGUUAUGGAGCUUCAAAGUUUGCGCGCUGAAAAAGAGCUGCAAGACGAGAGGGAUUGUAGCUCGCGUAGGAUCCCCCUGCUCCAGCUGGCAGCGUGGUCUAGUGGCUAGAGCCUUGCGCUGCGGAGUAUGUGACCGGGGUUCGAAACUUUUUGAAGAUGAUCUUUUUUUGCCAAACUCCCCUAGGAAGAAUCUAUUGAAUUUGUAGAAGUUUACAAGGUUUUUUAUGCAAAACAACAUGGUUUUCAUUUAAAGUCGACCGCUUGAAAAUAAUCAAAAUUUCCAGGUGAAUGUUGUGAAAGUGGAGGAAGACGAUGGUUUUGGGGAUAUCGCGAUGAACGAAGGACCUUCUUUCAAUGAUGCUUAUAAUGAUCCGUGAGUUUUGAAAAAAAAUGGAACUGAAGGUUAAUUUUAGUUGGUAAAAUGUUGAGUUUUGAAGUUUUUAGUUGAGAAAAAUGAUGGGAAUCGGUGUUUUUUCAAAAUGAAAAAGUGAAAAUUGAGAAUUCUUGUUGAAAAUCUGCUUUUCAGGGUUCCUUGAUAUAUUUAUUGAAAAAAGUUGAGCUGAACGAUUUUUUUGAUUCUCUGGAGGGACCCUUUAGUAAUGCCUCAAUUUUCACAAAUUCCUAUAUUUUUCUCAAAAAAAAGUCCGUUUUUUCAGGCCCAUGAUGUUGCCAGAAGACCUCACGGCCCUGGAAGAGAGAAAACUGGAGGCGCAAAUCCAAAACGAAGCGACCCGGGCACGAGUUCUGGCUCGUGAAGAACAACUCCAGCUUCAGCGGCAGCGGAUUCUCGACCUCCAGGAGCAGUACUACCGAGCCAAGAUCAACAAGAUGGCUCGCGAGAUUCGCAGAAACCCCAAUCCCACUCAAUAA